AUGUCUACCACUUCUCUCUCCCAGAAAGAGAGUCGCAACAUCUUUGCCACGCUGACGAUUGUGUUCGCUACAUUGGGAUCGAUCACCUAUGGCUACUGCUCCUGCAUCAUCGCCACAAUGCUGAGUCAAACAUCGUUCACUGGCUACAUGGGCCUCCAGCGAGCUACAAAUGCAACCCAAUUGUCUGGUGCUAUUAACGCGCUCUAUCAGGUUGGCGCUCUAUUCGGCACCCUUUCCAGCGGCUACACCAGCGACCGAUUCGGCCGUCGAAAAGCAAUCUUCCUCGCUUGUAUCAUGGUCAUUAUUGGCGGUGGUCUACAAGCUGGAAGUGUGCACGUAGCGAUGUUCAUGGCAGCUCGCUUCAUCACCGGGAUUGGCAUUGGCAAUCUAGUCACCCUUAUUCCCACCUGGCAAGCAGAGUUGUCCAACCCGCACUCUCGGGGUCUGCUGGUGGGCUUGCAUGGUACCUUCAUCCUCGUCGGCUACAGUUCCGCCAGCUGGAUUGGCUUCGGCUUCAGCUACGUUACCAAUUCUCACGUUCAAUGGCGCAUUCCUCUCCUCUUCCAGGUUAUUCCCCCUCUGAUUCUUGCAUCGGGCAUCUUUUUCGUACCGGAGAGCCCUAGAUGGCUUCUUCAGCAGGGUCGAGAAGCAGAGGCAUUGGCCGUCUGCAAGAAGAUUCGAAGAGAUUCCUCCGCCCCGGAUGAUGGGUACGCUAUUGCAGAAUUCUCCAGCAUGAAAGCGCAGUACCAAUACGACCUGACAAUGCCUUCAUCGUGGGCUUCCAUCUUCUCCGUGAGAAGCUACCGACGUCGCGCCUUCAUCGGGUUUUCCUGUCUUUUCCUCGCCCAGUGCACUGGUACCCAAGUCAUCAACAAUUACGGACCGACGAUUUACGCAUCCCUCGGCUUCAACGCGAAAGAGCAGCAACUCCUCGCCGCUGGUUGGAUCACUGCCGGUAUUCCUGCCAACUUUAUUUCUGCACUGUUGAUGGACAAGACCGGGCGCGUACGAAUGAUGCAGUUUGGAUUCUUAGCAACGGGAAUCGCUCUCCUCGGCACGACGACUUCCGUUGCGGUCGGGACCAGCACGGGCAAUACAGCCGCUCUAAAGGCCGCUGUCUUUUUCAUCUAUCUGCAUAUUGCAACCUAUGGAUCCGGUCUCGAUGCGCCCACAUACGUCUACGGUACGGAAAUUUGGCCCAAUCAUCUGCGGGCGAAGGGUGCCGCCAUUUCAAUCAGUGGUCUUUUCGUUGGCGCACUGAUUCUGCUCAUGGGCGCUUCCACGGCUUUUGCCACGAUCGGGUGGAAGUACUAUCUCGUCUUUCUGGUCAUGACCGUGAUCGCCGUUGUCGUCUCUCUCCUCUUCUAUGUGGAAGUCAACGGACUGUCCCUCGAGCAAACCGCCAAAGUAUUUGGCGAUCACGUCGAGGUGCCAGAGGUUCAUGUGUACAAGGAGGAUAGCAAUUCCUCCAACUCACAGUCUGACAUUGUCACUAAGGCUUGAACUUUCCCGGCGAAGACGAUUUCCU
This is a messenger RNA of Acaromyces ingoldii, 1528 nucleotides long. Its product is annotated as general substrate transporter. Gene Ontology annotation, molecular function: carbohydrate:proton symporter activity. Bases 1 to 1503 code for a protein of 500 amino acids. NCBI's taxonomy places the organism in Eukaryota, Fungi, Basidiomycota, Exobasidiomycetes, Exobasidiales, Cryptobasidiaceae. Gene Ontology annotation, cellular component: membrane. The record is from RefSeq and is a predicted model, not a curated record. Gene Ontology annotation, biological process: transmembrane transport; carbohydrate transport. The transcript is spliced from 5 exons.